Equus caballus (horse) is the source of this 5415-nucleotide messenger RNA. It is a transcript of the gene PRX, whose product is annotated as periaxin. Lineage: Eukaryota; Metazoa; Chordata; Mammalia; Perissodactyla; Equidae. The record is from RefSeq and is a predicted model, not a curated record. Gene Ontology annotation, cellular component: nucleus; cytoplasm. Gene Ontology annotation, biological process: peripheral nervous system myelin maintenance; regulation of RNA splicing. Gene Ontology annotation, molecular function: protein binding.
ACCCUUCGAGCCUCUGCUUUCCCAUCUCUGCAAUGGGCCUAUGGCGGCCACCUUGCAGGGCUGACUUGCGAGUCACUGAGUUGGUGCUUAAAAAGAGCCGAGAGAGGGCCAGGCUUUUCGGUCCCUGGAAUGGGGUGCUGGGGAGGCAGCGCAGACCCUGUUGGUGGGAGGCCGGGGCGCGAGCUGGGUUUUGUCGCUCACCCCAAGUCCCCCUUUGGUAAGGGAGAAAGUUGGGACCACUGGUGAGCGCAGGCUGGAUAUGAGAUGCUGUGAGAUGCACAGCCGGCCACCACUUGCUGUCAGAGACUAGCAUACGUUACUUGAGCACCUGCUAUAUACUGAGACUAUUCUAAGGACCUGCUGUUAUCUCAGAGCCACUCUUACCGGCUCCAUUUUACAGAUGAAGAAACUGAGGCCCUGAGAGGUGACAUCCCUUGCCCAAGUGUUCAAACCCGACAGCCUCUGCUAAUGUCCAGGGGCCCGGAUGAGUCACGUCAACCCCCACGCCCAUUGCUGAGGGCGCCAGAUCCCUGGUGGUUGGGGAAGCCGAGGUUCUGAGUGCGGACACUUCCUAAAUGAAGUGGCGGCCGGGAGGGUGCAGGGGGGCAGACAGAGCUGGGGGAUCCCUCAGCAAGCCCAGCUCAGCUGAAGGGCCCAGGGCCCAGGUGACAGCCCCUGCCCCCAGCCGCUCCGAAGGCAUGAGCAGCAUCUUCAGUGGGCAUAGCCCGGGACCCAGGAGGCCCAAGGAGCUGGAGGUGACCCUGAGGCAGCAAGACCCCCGAGGAAGGGUGCGAGGCUCGCAGACGACUGUGUGGCACCCCAGGCUGGGCUCCUGUUAGGAGGGGGUGGCUGUGCCCAGGCUGUGGCACAGAGGCAGCUGCUCCAUGCAGAACUGAAGCUGGUCCUGCAGCAGAAGGGAGAGAGGAAGCGGGCGCCCGGGGCCCACGCGACUCCCAGCAGCGCCAUGGAGGCCCGGAGCCGGAGCGCCGAGGAGCUGAGGCGGGCGGAGUUGGUGGAGAUCAUCGUGGAGACGGAGGCGCAGACGGGGGUCAGCGGCAUCAACGUGGCGGGCGGCGGCAAGGAGGGCAUCUUCGUCCGCGACCUGCGCGAGGACUCGCCCGCCGCCAGGAGCCUCAGCCUGCAGGAAGGGGACCAGCUGCUGAGCGCCCGCGUGUUCUUCGAGAACUUCAAGUACGAGGACGCGCUACGCCUGCUGCAAUGCGCCGAGCCUUACAAGGUCUCCUUCUGCCUGAAGCGCACUGUGCCCACCGGGGACCUGGCGCUGCGGCCCGGGACCGUGGCCGGCUACGAGAUCAAGGGCCCGCGGGCCAAGGUGGCCAAGCUGAACAUCCAGAGUCUGUCCCCUGUGAAGAAGAAGAAGAUGGUGGUGCCCGGGGCCCUGGGGUCCCCUGCAGACCUGGCCCCCAUUGAUGUCGAAUUCUCCUUCCCCAAGUUCUCCCGUCUGCGUCGGGGCCUCAAAGCCGAGGCUGUCAAGGGUCCUGUCCCAGCCGCCCCCACCCGCCGGCGCCUCCAGCUGCCUCGGCUGCGCGUCCGAGAAGUGGCGGAGGAGGCCCAGGCAGCCCGGCUGGCCGCUGCCGCUCCUCCCCCCAGGAAAGCCAAAGAGGAGGCCGAGGUGGCAGCGGGAGCCCGUUUCACGGCCCCCCAGGUGGAGCUGGUUGGGCCCCGGCUGCCCGGCGCUGAAGUGGGUGUCCUCCAGGUCUCAGCCCCCAAGGGGCCGCGGGAGGUGGCCCCCGCAGCGGAGGCAGUCAGCGGCUUUGCCCUCCACCUGCCGACCCUUGGGCUGGGAGCCCCAGCUCCGCCUCCUGUGGAGCCCGCGGCCGUGGGGAUCCAGGUCCCCCAAGUGGAGCUGCCUCCCUUGCCCUCGCUACCCACUCUGCCCACACUUCCAUGCCUGGAGACCCGGGAAGGGGCCAUGGCGGUGGUGGUGCCCACUCUGGAAGUGGCAGCACCUUCAGUGGGGGUGGACCUGGCCUUGCCGGGCGCAGAGGUGGCGGCUCCAGCAGAGGCACCUGAGGUGGCCCUGAAGAUGCCCCGUCUCAGUUUCCCACGCUUUGGGGCUCGAGCAAAGGAAGUUCCUGAGGCCAAGGUGGCCAAGGGCAUCCCCGAGGCCAAGGUGAAGGGGCCCAGGCUUCGGAUGCCCACCUUCGGGCUUUCUCUCCUGGAGCCCCGGCCCGCUGCCCCUGAAGCCGUUGUCGAGAGCAAGCUGAAGCUGCCCACCAUCAAGAUGCCCUCCCUUGGCAUUGGGGUCUCGCCGCCUGACGUCAAGGUACCCAAGGCGCCUGAGGUGAAGCUCCCCAAAGUGCCCGAGGCGGCCCUUCCAGAAGUGCGACUCCCAGAGGUGGAGCUCCCAAAAGUGUCGGAGAUGAAACUCCCAAAGGUGCCAGAGAUGGCGGUGCCAGAGGUUCGACUCCCAGAGGUGCAGCUGCCGAAGGUGCCCGAGAUGAAGCUCCCUAAGGUGCCUGAGAUGGCCGUGCCAGAGGUUCGACUCCCAGAGGUGCAGCUGCCAAAGGUCCCCGAGAUGAAGCUCCCAAAGGUGCCCGAGAUGGCUGUGCCAGAGGUUCGACUCCCAGAGGUGCAGCUGCCAAAAGUCCCUGAGAUGAAGCUCCCAAAGGUGCCCGAGAUGAAGCUCCCGAAGGUGCCCGAGAUGGCCGUGCCAGAGGUUCGACUCCCAGAGGUACAGCUGCCAAAAGUCCCUGAGGUGAAGCUGCCCGAGAUGAAACUCCCAAAGGUGCCCGAGAUGAAGCUCCCGAAGGUGCCCGAGAUGGCCGUGCCGGAGGUUCAGCUCCCGGAGGUACAGCUGCCGAAAGUCCCCGAGAUGAAGCUCCCGAAGGUGCCAGAGAUGGCCGUGCCAGAGGUUCGACUCCCGGAGGUACAGCUGCCAAAAGUCUCAGAGAUGAAGCUCCCGAAGAUGCCAGAGAUGGCCGUGCCGGAUGUGCAACUCCCAGAGGUGCAGCUGCCAAAAGUCCCAGAGAUGAAAGUCCCCGAGAUGAAGCUCCCGGAGUUAAAACUCCCCAAGGUGCCCGAGAUGGCCGUGCCGGACGUGCGCCUCCCAGAGGUGCAGCUGCCAAAGGUGUCGGAGAUGCGGCUGCCAGAAGUGCGGGCGCCAAAGAUCCCAGAGGUGCAUCUUCCGAAGCCCCCCGAGGUGAAGCUGCCCAAGGCUCCAGAGGGGCAGCUCAAAGCGUCUGGGGCGGAGCAGGCAGAGGGGAUGGAAUUUGGCUUCAAGAUGCCCAAGGUGACCAUGCCCAAGCUAGGGAGGGCGGGGUCCCCAUCACGAGGCAAGCCAGGCGAGGCAGGGGCUGAGGGCUCGGGGAAGCUGGUGACACUCCCCUGUCUGCAGCCAGAGGUGGGCAGCGAGGCUCGCGUGGGGGUCCCCUCUCUCACACUGCCCUCAGUGGAGCUGGACCUGCCACGGGCUCUCAGCCUGGAGGGGCAGGUCCCAGCAGCAGAAGCGGGCAAGGCGGAGCGGGCAGAGGGCCCCGGGGUGGCAGCAGGGGUCGGGGAAGGGGCCUUCCGGAUGCCGACUGUUGAGAUCGUCACUCCACAGCUGCCCACCGUGGAGGCUGGGGAAGGGCGGCCGGAGGUGACAGAGAUGAAAGGCAAGCCAGCCUCCAAGUUCUCCCUGCCCAAGUUUGGACUCUCGGGGCCAAAGGUGGCAAAGGCAGAGGCUGAGGGGGCCGGGCGGGCCACCAAGAUGAAGGUGUCCAAGUUUGCCCUCUCCCUCCCCAAGGCUCGGGCCGGGACUGAGGCUGAGGCCAAAGGGGCAGGCGAGGCGGGCCUGCUGCCCGCCCUCGAUCUGUCCAUCCCGCAGGUCAGCCUGGAUGCCCAUCUGCCCUCGGGCAAGGUGGAGGUGGCCGGGGCUGACGUGAAGCUCAAGGGGCCCAGGUUCGCCCUGCCCAAGUUUGGGGUCAGAGGCCGGGACACCGAGGCGGGAGAAUUAGUGCCGGGGGUGGCCGAGCUGGAGGGCAAGGGCUGGGGUUGGGAUGGGAGGGUGAAGAUGCCCAAGCUGAAGAUGCCCUCCUUUGGACUGACUCGAGGAAAGGAAGCAGAAAUCCAGGGUGAGCGUGUCAGCCCUGGAGAAAAGUCAGAGUCCACGGCGGGGCAGCUGAAGAUCCCCGAGGUGGAGCUAGUCACGCUGGGGGCCCAGGAGGAAGGGGGCGCCGAGGGGGCAGUGGCUGUCAGUGGAGUACGGCUUUCAGGCCUGCAAGCAUCCACGACCAGGCAAGUGGGCACUGAGGGCCAGGACGGGGGGCUGAGGAUGCCCCUGGGCAUCUCCCUGCCCCAGGUGGAGCUGGCCAGCUUUGGGGAGGCCACCCCGGGGCAGCAGGCCGAGAGUGCAGCCCCUCCAGCAGAGGGCACGGCAGGCUCCAGGGUCCACGUGCCUCAGGUGACCUUGUCUCUGCCUGGAGCCCAGGCGGCGGGCGGUGAGCUCUUGGUGGGUGAGGGCGUCUUCAAGAUGCCUGCAGUGACAGUGCCCCAACUUGAGUUGGACGUGGGGCUGAGCCGAGAGGCGCAGGUGGGUGAGGCAGCCACAGGCGAAGGUGGGCCGAGGCUGAAGAUGCCCACGCUGGGGGCCAGAGCUGGGGCUGGGGGAGAGCGGCCUGGGGACCAGUCCCCGGGGGCUGAGCGCACCUUCCAUCUCUCGCUGCCCGACGUGGAGCUCUCGCCACCCGCCGUGGGCAGCCAUGCCGAGUACCAGGUGGCAGAGGGUGAGGGGGAUGCUGGACACAAGCUCAAGGUGCGGCUGCCCCGGUUUGGCCUGGCGCGGGCCAAGGACGGGGUUGAGGAGGGCGAGAAGGCCAAGAGCCCCAAACUCAGGCUGCCCCGCGUGGGCUUCAGCCAGAGCGAGGCGGUCCCCGGGGAGGGCUCCCCCAGCCCAGAGGAGGAGGAAGAGGAGGGCAGCGGGGAAGGGGCCUCCGGGCGCCGAGGCCGCGUCCGAGUCCGCUUGCCCCGUGUGGGCCUGGCUAGCCCUUCCAAGGCCUCUCGGGGGCAGGAGGGUGAGGCAGCCCCCAAGUCCCCUGGCGGGGAGAAGUCCCCCAAGUUCCGCUUCCCCCGGGUGUCCCUAAGCCCCAAGGCCGCGAGCAGGAGUGGGGACCAGGAAGAGAGUGGAUUCCGGGUUCGGCUGCCCAGCGUGGGGUUUUCGGAGACAGGGGCUCCAGGCCCCACCAGGAUGGAGGGGGCUCAGGCUGCCGUCGUCUGAAGCCCCGGGCAGAGGGAGACCACUCCCGUCUUCCCAUCAGCCUCCCCCUUGUUUGUGUGUGAGAUAACUAGCACUAACCCCAGAGGGCCGGGAGGGGGGGCGACUGACGGGGCAGGGCCAGGGAGGCCCCGUGCCCAGCUCAUUGGCAGGAGAGCCUGUAUCUUGCCAAGCCAUGUGAAUAAAGUAAUCCAGAGGUA